CUGAGAGACACACAAACCCACUCAAGAUUCACAUGUCUCGUCCGCUUCUCUUCUUCUUCUUCCUCUAUCUUGUGUUGGUCGUCCCUUGUCUCUCCCACGGAGCCGGAGGAGACCGCGACGACGAUGAGGCUGCGCCCGUUAAGAGUUCCGAUCUCAAAUCAAGAUCUCUAAUCUCUGUCAAAAUCGGAUGUCUUGUCAUCAUCUUUGUCCUCACCUUCAUCAGCGGCGUGUCUCCCUAUUUCUUGAAAUGGAGCCAAGGGUUUUUGGUUCUCGGCACACAGUUCGCCGGAGGAGUGUUUCUUGCGACCGCCUUGAUGCAUUUCUUGUCCGAUGCCGACGAGACGUUUCGGGAUUUGUUGACGGCGGAAGGAGAGUCGAAGCCAUCUCCGGCUUACCCAUUUGCUUAUAUGUUGGCUUGUGCUGGUUAUAUGUUGACCAUGUUCGCUGAUUCUGUCAUCUCUCAUGUCUACUCCAAGACCCAAUCUUCUUCAUCCAACGAUCUGGAGGUCCAAAAAUCGAAUCAGAGUUCGGUUGGAGACAGCAUUCUAUUGAUCGUUGCUCUGUGUUUCCACUCUGUUUUCGAAGGCAUAGCCAUUGGGAUCUCAGAGACUAAAUCAGAUGCUUGGAGAGCUCUAUGGACAAUAACUCUCCACAAGAUAUUCGCAGCGAUUGCCAUGGGAAUCGCUCUUCUCCGUAUGAUACCUGACCGUCCUCUAUUCUCCUCAAUCACAUAUUCUUUCUCAUUCGCCGUCUCGAGCCCCAUUGGAGUUGCGAUCGGAAUAGUCAUCGACGCAACAACUCAAGGGUCGGUCGCGGAUUGGAUAUUCGCAGUGUCGAUGAGCUUGGCGUGUGGGGUUUUCGUUUAUGUCUCUGUGAAUCAUUUGCUGGCAAAAGGGUAUCUCCCAAACAAAAAGGUUCACGUCGAUGAGCCUCGUUUUAAGUUUUUGGCCGUUUUGUUUGGAGUUGUUGUCAUCGCCAUUGUCAUGAUAUGGGACACUUGAAUUUUAGAGUCUUUUCGAUUUUUGUUUUGUUUUUUAACAAUUUGUAAAGAAAAAGUUGUUUUUUAACAAUUUAGAGUCUUUUA
Eutrema salsugineum is the source of this 1084-nucleotide messenger RNA. RefSeq names its product zinc transporter 11. NCBI's taxonomy places the organism in Eukaryota, Viridiplantae, Streptophyta, Magnoliopsida, Brassicales, Brassicaceae. The transcript has a single exon. The coding region runs from base 33 to 1001 and encodes 322 amino acids. Gene Ontology annotation, cellular component: membrane. The record is from RefSeq and is a predicted model, not a curated record. Gene Ontology annotation, molecular function: zinc ion transmembrane transporter activity. Gene Ontology annotation, biological process: zinc ion transmembrane transport.